AUGAGGGGACUGCCACUUCUUCGUGGGGCGCAUCCCUUGAGGGCGUCUCUUCGUCCCGCCAAUUCUUCUCUUCUUCCUCUUCCACGUCAACAUUUCCAUUUGCAAUACUCAACCACAACUUCAAGUGGUCACCGUGCGGCGCCUCUAGAGGGAGUUACAGUGGUUAGUUUGGAGCAGGCCAUUGCUGCGCCAUUCUGCACACGACAAUUGGCCGAUCUCGGCGCUCGUGUCAUCAAAGUUGAGCGACCUGGAGUUGGUGAUUUUGCCAGGCAAUAUGACACGCGAGUGAAUGGAGAAGCCUCCCACUUCAUCUGGACCAACCGAUCUAAAGAGAGUUUGGCGCUCGAUUUGAAGAACAAAAAAGACCAUUCCACGUUGAUGAAACUGUUGGAGAAGGCAGAUGUGCUCGUCCAGAACUUGGCUCCCGGUGCUGCUGCGCGAUUAGGUCUUUCUCACAAGUUACUCAAGGGCAAACAUCCUUCACUGAUUGUUUGCGAUAUCUCCGGGUACGGCCAAGAUGGCCCGUAUCGUGACAAGAAGGCAUACGACCUUCUCAUUCAGAGUGAGGCUGGUAUGCUAUCCGUGACUGGCACUGGCAAGGAGCCCGCCAAGGUGGGGAUCUCCAUUGCUGACAUCGCCGCGGGAAUGUACGCCUACACCAACAUUCUUUCAGCCCUGAUUCAGCGCGGCAAAGACGGUCAAGGCUGCAAAAUUGAUAUAUCCAUGCUCGAGAGUAUGAUCGAGUGGAUGGGCUUCCCUAUGUACUACGCCUUUGAAGGUGCUGCUGGUCCAGUCCCCGCGGGUGCAUCUCAUGCCUCCAUUUAUCCAUAUGGUCCAUUCGAGACAGGAGACGGGCAAACAGUCAUGCUCGGUAUACAGAACGAACGGGAGUGGGCCAACUUCUGUACCGAAGUUCUUUCCCAGCCCGAAAUCGCGUCAGACGAGCGGUUCGCUAGUAACUCACUACGGACACAGAACCGCGAUGCUCUCAGAGAAAUUAUCUGUGAUAGCUUUUCAAAACUCACAGCAGAAGAAACUACCGAGCGACUUGAUAAGGCUUCAAUCGCUAACGCGAACGUCAAUGACAUGCAGGGUGUUUGGAAUCAUGCUCAACUCAAGGCCCGUGAGCGAUGGACCCAAGUCCAAACACCAGCUGGUGUUGUCCCAACCCUUCUGCCGCCGGGAUCAACCAAUGCGGCUAACAAAGGAGGAUUUGGUGCUCAGAUCGCAUCAGUUCCGAAGGUGGGGGAGCAUAACCAAGCUAUUUUGGCCGAGCUGGGGCUAGAAUAA
Penicillium manginii is the source of this 1290-nucleotide messenger RNA. Its product is annotated as CaiB/BaiF CoA transferase family protein. The record is from RefSeq and is a predicted model, not a curated record. Bases 1 to 1290 code for a protein of 429 amino acids. Lineage: Eukaryota; Fungi; Ascomycota; Eurotiomycetes; Eurotiales; Aspergillaceae. The transcript has a single exon. Gene Ontology annotation, molecular function: catalytic activity.